Molecule: messenger RNA, 4280 nt
Organism: Propithecus coquereli (Coquerel's sifaka)
Lineage: Eukaryota; Metazoa; Chordata; Mammalia; Primates; Indriidae
Gene: MAP3K5
Product: mitogen-activated protein kinase kinase kinase 5
Exons: 29
Coding region: 135-4136 (1333 amino acids)
Biological process (GO): MAPK cascade; protein phosphorylation; cellular response to stress
Molecular function (GO): ATP binding; MAP kinase kinase kinase activity
Source: RefSeq, a predicted model, not a curated record
GGCGCGGUGGCGAAGGCGCGGCGCGCGAUGGCAGCUGCUUAGCUCGGCGGGCGCGGAGCAGCCCCGAGCUGUGGCUGGCCAAACGGUGCGGCUGGGCGGGGGACCCCGCUGCCGCUGCAGCCCGGCCGGGAGAGAUGAGCGCGGAGGCUGGCGAGGGCAUCACUUUCUCCGUGCCACCCUUCACCCCCUCGGGCUUCUGCACCAUCCCCGAGGGCGGCAUCUGCAGGAGGGGAGGAGCGGCGGCGGUGGCCGAGGGCGACGAGAGCCAGCUACAGCCGCCACCACCGGGCAGCUUCUGGGACGUGGAGAACGCCGCCGCCCCUGGUACCGGGUGUCCCGCUGCUACCUCCGGGAGCAGUGCCACCCGGUGCCGGGGCAACUCUGGUGGCGGGGGCAGCCGACGGACCACGGUGGCAUAUGUGAUCAACGAAGCGAGCCAGGGGCAGCUGGUGGUGGCCGAGAGUGAGGCCCUGCAGAGCCUGCGGGAGGCGUGCGAGGCGGUGGGCGCCACUCUGGAGACCCUGCAUUUUGGUAAACUGGACUUUGGGGAAACUACCGUGCUGGACCGUUUUUACAAUGCAGAUAUCGCUGUGGUGGAGAUGAGCGAUGCCUUCCGGCAGCCGUCCUUGUUCUACCACCUUGGGGUGAGAGAAAGCUUCAGUAUGGCCAACAACAUCAUCCUCUACUGUGAUACUAACUCAGACUCGCUGCAGUCGCUGAAGGAAAUCAUUUGCCAGAAGAAUACUAUGUGCACUGGGAACUACACCUUUGUUCCUUACAUGAUAACUCCACACAACAAGGUCUACUGCUGUGACAGCAGCUUCAUGAAGGGCUUGACAGAGCUCAUGCAACCCAACUUCGAGCUGCUGCUGGGACCCAUCUGCUUACCUCUUGUGGAUCGUUUCAUUCAACUUUUGAAGGUGGCACAAGCAAGUUCCAGCCAGUAUUUCCGGGAAUCUAUACUCAACGAUAUCAGGAAAGCUCGUAAUUUAUACACUGGUAAAGAAUUGGCAGCUGAAUUGGCAAGAAUUCGGCAGCGAGUAGAUAAUAUUGAAGUCUUGACAGCAGAUAUUGUCAUAAAUCUGUUACUUUCCUACAGAGAUAUCCAGGACUAUGAUUCUAUCGUGAAGCUGGUAGAGACUUUAGAAAAGCUGCCAACCUUUGAUUUGGCCUCCCAUCCCCAUGUGAAGUUUCAUUAUGCAUUUGCACUGAAUAGGGUACAUAACUAUCGGAACCAAUUAGUUAAGGUUAAUACUGAUUUGAUUUUUCUUUUCAUUCAGAGGUUCAAAAAGGCAUUUGAAUCCGAGCCAACACUACAGUCAGGAAUUAAUUAUGCGGUCCUCCUCCUGGCAGCUGGGCACCAGUUUGAAUCUUCCUUUGAGCUCCGGAAAGUUGGGGUGAAGCUAAGUAGCCUUCUUGGUAAAAAGGGAAACUUGGAAAAACUGCAGAGCUACUGGGAAGUUGGAUUCUUUCUUGGGGCCAGUGUCCUGGCCAAUGACCAUAUGAGAGUCAUUCAAGCAUCUGAAAAGCUGUUUAAACUGAAGACACCAGCAUGGUACCUCAAGUCUAUUGUAGAGACAAUUUUGAUAUAUAAGCAUUUUGUGAAACUGACUACAGAACAGCCUGUUGCCAGGCAAGAACUUGUGGACUUUUGGAUGGAUUUCCUGGUGGAGGCCACAAAGACAGAUGUUACUGUAGUUAGGUUUCCAGUAUUAAUAUUAGAACCAACCAAAAUCUAUCAACCUUCUUAUUUGUCUAUCAACAAUGAAGUCGAGGAAAAGACAAUAUCUAUUUGGCAUGUGCUUCCUGAUGACAAGAAAGGCAUACACGAGUGGAAUUUUAGUGCUUCUUCUAUCAGGGGAGUGAGCAUUUCUAAAUUUGAAGAACGAUGCUGCUUUCUUUAUGUGCUUCAUAAUUCUGACGAUUUCCAAAUCUAUUUCUGUACAGAACUUCAUUGUAAAAAGUUUUUUGAAAUGGUGAACACCAUUACAGAAGAGAAGGGGAGAAGCACAGAGGAAGGAGAGUGUGAAAGUGACUCCCUGGAGUAUGACUAUGAAUAUGAUGAGAAUGGUGACAGAGUCGUUUUAGGAAAAGGUACUUACGGGAUAGUCUACGCAGGUCGAGACAUGAGCAACCAAGUCAGAAUUGCUAUCAAGGAAAUCCCAGAGAGAGACAGCAGAUACUCUCAGCCCUUACAUGAAGAAAUAGCACUGCACAAGCACUUGAAGCACAAAAAUAUUGUCCAGUAUCUGGGCUCCUUCAGUGAGAAUGGUUUCAUUAAAAUCUUCAUGGAACAGGUCCCGGGAGGAAGUCUUUCUGCUCUUCUUCGUUCCAAAUGGGGCCCGUUAAAAGACAAUGAGCAAACAAUUGGCUUUUAUACAAAGCAAAUACUGGAAGGAUUAAAAUACCUCCAUGACAAUCAGAUUGUUCACAGGGACAUAAAGGGUGACAAUGUGUUGAUUAAUACCUACAGUGGCGUUCUCAAGAUCUCUGACUUUGGGACAUCAAAGAGGCUUGCUGGCAUAAACCCAUGUACUGAAACUUUUACUGGCACCCUUCAGUAUAUGGCACCAGAAAUAAUAGAUAAAGGACCAAGAGGCUACGGAAAAGCAGCCGACAUUUGGUCUUUGGGCUGCACCAUCAUUGAAAUGGCCACAGGAAAACCACCGUUUUAUGAACUGGGAGAACCACAAGCGGCUAUGUUCAAGGUGGGAAUGUUUAAAGUCCACCCUGAGAUCCCGGAGUCCAUGUCCGCAGAGGCCAAGGCGUUCAUAUUGAAAUGUUUUGAACCUGACCCUGACAAGAGAGCCUGCGCUAAUGACUUGCUUAUUGAUGAGUUCUUGAAAGUUUCAAGCAAAAAGAAAAAGACACAACCUAAGCUUUCAGCAGAGUAUCUCAGGAGUAUAUCCUUGCCGGUACCCGUCCUGGUGGAGGAUACCAGCAGCAGCAGUGAGUAUGGCUCAGUCUCACCCGACACGGAGUUAAAGGUGGACCCCUUCUCUUUCAAAACAAGAGCCAAAUCCUGCGGAGAAAGAGAUGUAAAAGGAAUUCGGACACUCUUUUUAGGCAUUCCAGAUGAAAAUUUUGAAGAUCACAGUGCACCCCCUUCCCCUGAAGAAAAAGAUUCCGGAUUCUUUAUGCUGAGGAAGGACAGUGAAAGGCGGGCCACGCUUCACAGGAUCCUGACGGAAGACCAAGACAAAAUUGUGAGAAACCUAAUGGAAUCCUUAGCUCAGGGGGCUGAAGAACCUAAACUAAAAUGGGAGCACAUCACAACCCUCAUUGCAAGCCUCAGAGAAUUUGUGAGAUCCACUGACCGAAAAAUCAUAGCCACCACGCUGUCGAAGCUGAAAUUGGAGCUAGACUUCGACAGCCAUGGCAUUAGCCAAGUCCAGGUGGUGCUCUUCAGUUUUCAAGAUGCUGUCAAUAAAGUUCUCCGGAAUCACAACAUCAAGCCGCACUGGAUGUUUGCCUUAGACAGUAUCAUCCGGAAGGCGGUACAGACAGCUAUUACCAUUCUGGUUCCAGAACUGAGACCACAUUUCAGCCUUGCAUCGGAAAGUGAUACCGCUGACCAAGAAGAUUUGGAUGUGGAAGACGACCAUGAGGAACAGCCUUCUAAUCAAACUGUCCGAAGACCUCAGGCCGUCAUAGAAGACGCUGUGGCUACCUCAGGGGUGAGCACGCUCAGUUCUACCGUAUCCCACGAUUCCCAGAAUGCCCACCGAUCACUGAGCAUACAGCUCGGAAGGAUGAAAAUAGAAACUAAUAGAUUACUGGAAGAAUUGGUUCAGAAAGAGAAAGAAUUACAAGCACUCCUUCAUCAAGCUAUUGAAGAAAAAGACCAAGAAAUUAAACACCUGAAGCUUAAGUCCCAACCCACAGAAACUCUUGGGUUGUCUGUGUAUCCCCUAAAUUCUCCUGGCACAAAUACUGAAGAUUCCGAACUUACUGACUGGCUGAGAGAAAAUGGAGCUGAUGAAGACACUAUAAGCCGGUUUUUGGAUGAGGAUUACACGCUAACAGAUGUCCUCUUCUGUGUUACACGCGAUGAUUUAAAAUGCCUGAGACUAAGGGGAGGGAUGCUAUGCACGCUGUGGAAGGCCAUCAUUGACUUUCGAAACAAACAGACUUGACUGUCACUCAAUUUAAUCUUCGGUGGAGAUUCUAAAAGUUAAUACAGAACUGAUCUUCUUGGGGGAGGGAGAAUUGAAGGGAGAGGAGAAAGAAGCUGCACUUUAAAUCCAGUAUUUGUUUACUCAUGUUAAAAAAAAAAAAAA